AGUUGCUGAGUAGGUCCACAGCUUCUGCUAUUAAUUAAGCCUCUCCCUCUCUUUGGCCACUGUUAUAUUGUCACUAAGUCAGAUUAAAAAGAGCUGAGUAACUUGACAGAGCUCAGAGAUCUUCAUGGGAAAUUGCUGGGCUAAACAAAUCAAGGCGGAGAGCCCCGCCGAUGCAGCCUUCAGUUCCGGUGACUUAAAACAUGGCACUAGGAAAGCUAAUGUGUCGAGCAGUUCCAGCAGCAGGAUCAUCUCUGCUUCCUCUUUGUCUCGGACCGAGGGCGAGAUCUUGUCGUCUUCGAACCUGAAGAGCUUCAGCUUCAAUGAUCUCAGAACCGCAACGAGGAACUUCCGGCCGGACAGUGUUCUCGGAGAGGGAGGCUUUGGCUCUGUGUUCAAGGGUUGGAUUGAUGAGAACACGCUUGCAGCAGCCAAGCCUGGGACUGGAAUGGUCAUUGCCGUGAAGAAACUGAACCAGGAAGGGUUUCAGGGUCACAGGGAGUGGUUGGCUGAGAUUAAUUUCUUGGGUCAGCUGUCGCACCCAAACCUCGUAAAGCUUAUCGGAUACUGCCUGGAGGAUGAACAAAGGCUUCUGGUGUAUGAGUUUAUGCCGAGAGGCAGCUUGGAGAAUCAUUUUUUCCGGAGGAGUUCAUACUAUCAGCCACUCUCAUGGAAUCUUCGCAUGAAGGUCGCUCUUGGAGCUGCAAAAGGACUUGCUUUUCUGCAUAGUGACAAAGGCAAGGCGGAAGUCAUUUACCGCGAUUUUAAAACCUCCAAUGUGCUUCUUGAUUCGAAGUACAACGCAAAGCUUUCUGAUUUUGGAUUGGCGAAAGAUGGUCCGACCGGGGACAAAAGCCAUGUAUCUACGAGGGUGAUGGGUACAUAUGGUUAUGCUGCGCCGGAGUAUCUAGCAACUGGUCACUUGACUUCUAGGAGCGAUGUGUUUAGCUUCGGAGUUGUUCUUCUCGAAAUGCUGACGGGACGGCGUGCAAUCGACAAGAACCGGCCGGCAGGACAACACUAUUUGGUAGAGUGGGCGAAGCCUUUGCUUGCGAGCAAGCGAAGUACUAUGAACAUCUUGGAUCCCAAAUUGGAAGGGCAGUACUCGCCGUCAGGAGCUCGGAAAACGGCACUUCUUGCGCUCCAGUGCCUAUCCAUGGAAGCAAAGCAAAGGCCAACGAUGGAUCAAGUUGUCACUGCUUUAGAGCAGUUUCAGGAUGCUAAAGACAUAGGGAGGAGUCCUAAAACCAAACAGAAGUUGAGCAGCUAUAGAGGAAGCACAAAAAUGCCUCACGGGAAGUGAAAAGAUGGAACUCAUACAGUGUUUUACAUUUAGCAACUUACGAGUGUGUUGUGUGUUGUACAUUGUGUUGUUGUUGUUCAUCCCUUUCUGUUCUAGAAUGGAUUCAUUCUAAGAAUUUUAGUGUGUAUAUUUAUUAUUUUUCAUUCUCAA
Messenger RNA from Zingiber officinale, 1450 nucleotides. Its product is annotated as receptor-like cytoplasmic kinase 176. The transcript is spliced from 6 exons. The record is from RefSeq and is a predicted model, not a curated record. Gene Ontology annotation, molecular function: protein kinase activity; ATP binding. Gene Ontology annotation, biological process: protein phosphorylation. NCBI's taxonomy places the organism in Eukaryota, Viridiplantae, Streptophyta, Magnoliopsida, Zingiberales, Zingiberaceae. The coding region runs from base 125 to 1300 and encodes 391 amino acids.